AUGGUCGGUGUGCCCGGUAGAUCCAAGGCAUGCGUUACCUGUCGGAGGCGCAAGAAAGGUUGCGAUAAGAAAGUGCCCUUUUGCGGUCAGUGUCUCGCCCUAGGUAUCCCAUGCGAAGGAUAUGAGCGUCAGCAAAUAUGGCUCAUCAGCCAAGGAUCCACGCAAAAGUCAUACACUAAAUCUCCUUCACCAACUCCAUCCUCAUCUCCACCAAGCUCAAGCUCAAGUCCAGGUUCUGUAGUGACCCUCCACGACUCUCUCACAAGGACCGCCAGAGCUCAAAAGUUCACUGGCCUGUUCUGGUCGGAUUAUCUGUCUGGUGGAAGUGGUUACUCUCUGAAAGCCUCAGGUAUAACAAGCACCAAGUGGAUGAAGCUCUACGAGGCUCUAAGUGAUGUUGAGGCCAGUCUUCAAUAUGUCGCCAUGGCUCUUAGUACAGCAACGCUUGGCGCCACCAACAACGAUAUCCAGCUUGUGGGCAAGAGUCAGCAGGCUUAUGGAUUAGCAAUGCAGCAAAUGGCAGUCUCAUUCAUAUCCCCAUCACGAAAUAAGGAUGGCAUUCUCGCUGCUAUUCAGCUCAUGCGAGUAUACGAGCAAUUAUUCGGCAGCGGCAUUUCUGCAGCUCAAAAGAACUCGCCUGUAUCGCAGAUCAAGGGCUUUAGAAAGCAUAUUGAUGGUGAAACUGCUCUGAUUCUGAGUCGCGGGCCCAAUGAUUCCUGGUCAGACAUGGGAAAACAGCUUCUUGCAGAUGGUCGUCUAACUCUGGGAACCCUUGCCGGUACCCAAGAACGAUGA
Molecule: messenger RNA, 795 nt
Organism: Fusarium subglutinans
Lineage: Eukaryota; Fungi; Ascomycota; Sordariomycetes; Hypocreales; Nectriaceae
Exons: 4
Coding region: 1-795 (264 amino acids)
Biological process (GO): regulation of DNA-templated transcription
Molecular function (GO): DNA-binding transcription factor activity, RNA polymerase II-specific; zinc ion binding
Source: RefSeq, a predicted model, not a curated record